UCUGUUUUUAGAGAGGAUAGUUACUAAAGAUUUAUCGUACCUAUUGAUAUACCAACCGUAAGAAUUCCCGCAUUCUUUCUUGUUUGUUUGUCCCUCGUAUUCGUUGAGAAAAAACAUAUUACCCCUUCAUUUAACAUUCAUUACAUUUCAUUAUGGGCUCUGAGGCGCGUAUGUUCAGUAUUUCUGCCGAAACAACUGGCUUAAUUGAUCGAUUCCGUCUUCGACUUAAAAAGACUAAUCUCUACGUCUUGCUUUUAAAAAUCAACAAAAAUACUCAAGAGGUUGUUCCUGACGGAGACAUUGAACAGCUGGAAUCUAUUGAGGAGCUUGCUGAUGAGUUGCCAGACACGAAUUUGAGAUACGUGCUCGUAUCGUAUCCUAUGAAGACAAAAGAUGGACGCCUUUCCACUCCUAUGUUCCUAUUGUAUUGGCGCCCCGGAGCUGUUUCUGGUGAAAUGUCUAUGCUUUACGCUUCCGCAAAGGUCUGGUUCCAAAACCAGGCUCAAGUUCAGAAAGUCAUUGAAUUUAACGAACAAGACGAAAUUACCACCGACGCAAUUAUGAAGUUCCUUGAAUAAGUUAUUUCGUACUUGGUCGUUUAUCAUUCAUCUCUCAUAAAUAUCUUUUAGGAUUGAUGUUGGUUUCACUUUGCAAAAGUAUUUAUCGACAACAAUCCUUAUAAUACCAUAAAAUUCCUUUUCUGUUUAGAUGAUAAAAUACCUUUUGGUUCGCCAAGCAGCCUUCUGCGUGAGCUCCAUGGAACGUCGCCAACUAACUUUUGAACGAAGGAGUCAUUUCCACAAAUGAGAAAUAGUACAUCAUCUGGGGACUCGCGUUCCUUGCUGUGAAGUAUGCUUGCGAUGGUGGAAGCCGUUAGUGGGCGAUUUUGAAUGACUUGAACAUCUGCAUUGGAAGAUAAUUGUUCUAGUUCAUCUUUGUAGAAAGGAGGGACAUUGUUUCUCACAAAGUAGAUUACCUCCAAGGGCUUCUUGUAGAAAUGAGCCAGCUGAAGUAUAGGUGCAAUUCCCGUUCCAGCGAUGACAGCAAUGAUGCGAGAGUACUGGUUUAUGUCCACAUUCGUUACUGGAUGGGGACCACGGACUCGAAUCGUGUCUCCAGGUUUCCAGCGUCUAAUAUAAGAACCAAGUGUUCCUUUAUUAUACGUACGAAUGAAGAGUUUUAUAUCGUUUAAGUCACGAGUCAGAGGAGAAAACUCCCGUUCAGCUUGGACGUAUGGAUUGCAAAUGGUAAUAUAGCUCCAAUUAUUUAAUAGACUUUCUCUCUGCAGUGGAACCUUUGGUUUUAAAGAGCAUUUCACCAAGUCAUUAUCCACUAUCUGCAAUUCGUCCAAAAUGAAAUCCGAGUAGUACGUCCUGUUUAGCCUUUGUUUCUGAAGAUUGUAACGGUAAGCUGUGUAUGCAGUUCCGCUGAUUAGGGAAAACGAUAUCCAGAAAUACUUAUUCAUUCUUCAUACCUUAAAGAAACAGAAAAUGACAGAAAAUUUUAACGAUGAGAACUACGUAAAAUAGGAUGGAAUAGCAGUGCAGUAUACACGCAGUUAUGAAGUAGAUCGUCAAAGCAACCACUCUUAAGCACUAACAAAACGAAUCUAUUCAGGAAAAGAAACACGGUUUCUAUAACACUACACGAACAACGAGUUACGGUUGGAAAGGCUUGUUGAUAACCAAAUUGUCACGAUGGGCAACAUACUCAGUUUCGUAGUAACCCAAAAUUGAGCCGAUCUCAGAACUAUUCUUUCCUCUGAUAAGUUCAAUUUCCGUGCUGCUGUAAUUUACGAGAGCACACCCAAUUUCAACACCCUCGUAAACGAGGGAAACAGAUUGAUGAUCGGAGAAAUGGCCCUCAACGCCAAUGACACCUACAGGCAACAAUCCCGCACGAUUCGUGCGGCUGAUCGCAGCAUAUGCACCUUUGUCAAUGAUCAAACGUCCAAAAGGUUUAAGCCCAUGUUUAAGCCAGAAGUGACGGUCACGCAUUCUACUGCCCUUGUUCGCCACGAACCGGGUAUACAACAGACCAGGGUUUUGCUUAUGAGAAGGUUUAUCGGCAUUUCCAAUAUCGUUAAUGAUGUCAAAGACAACAGAUGGUUUUGUGCUCUUGCAGAUAAUAACAUCGACGCCGGCAGAAGUACCGAGUUCUGCAGCAAUCAGCUUCGUCCGCAUACCACCCGUUCCGACACCGCUUCCGGGCGAGGAAACAUCAGCAGUAACUGCUGAAAUGUCAUGGACCAAGGUGACAGGUUUUGCGUUAGGAUCCACGCGGGGGUUUGCAGUGUACAAACACUCAACAUCGGUCAUAAGGAACAGGAAAUCGGCAUUAAUCAUAUUUGCUGUGAUUGCGGAAAGUGUAUCGUUAUCACCAAAACGAAUUUCUUGAACAGAAAGAGUAUCGUUUUCAUUCACGAUGGGAACCACCCCCAUAUGCAUAAGCUCAUGAAGCGUAUUAGCUGCGUUAAGGUAUUGAUUACGCUAAAACGAGUUAGUCGUAAUGAUAAAAAUGGGGAAAGUUGAUGGAAAUGCUUUCGAAUUUAAAAAUCCAUGUUCCACUUUUCAAGACAUACCUCCAUGAUAUCGUUCCGAGUCAGCAGAACCUGAGCUAUAGGUUGUCGCAACUGUGAAAACAGAUUAUCCCAGAGGGAAAUGAGUCGUCCCUGACCAAUUGCAGCAAUAGCCUGCACGGCUGAAAGCUUCUUUGGCCUCUUUGGCAGGUCCAUCCGACGAAGUCCCAUACCAAUACCACCGCUAGAAACAAUGACUACGCUGUGACCUUGUCUUCUAAGCUUGACAACCGUCUCCACAAUCAUUGACAGAUUGCAGAUUAGGGGUUCAUGUGUCUUUUCAUCGCAAAUGGAUGAAGUACCUGUUGCUUGUUAACAUUGUGUUCAAACAACGGAAUAAAAAGCAGAUGGAGAGUAUGAAAACUCAAGAAUGUGUUCACAACCUCCUGCUCCUUGAAGGGUAACAGAAAAGCAUAUUCAAGUUUGAAAAACUACAGACGUGAUGCUUCAGCACAACCCCUUUAAAAAAAAGCGACAUACCAAGCUUGAUAACAAUGACAUGUCCCUUCUGAUCUCCCUUAUUUGUACUAGUAGGCAUUGUCUCUGAGAUCCGUUAAUAUGAGAAGUAACCAAUGUUAACGGUUAAGUCGUAGAAAGCUGUGUGGUGGAUUCCCGAUGAAAAGAAUAUCAAACUCAUUAUUCAACGGGUCUUAAGUUACUGAUCAAAAGAAAGAAACGAGCAUGUGAGAAUCCUUAGAUAGAGAAGAACAAUUUGGGAAUGCCGUAACUACUACAAAAGCUGCAUUCUUAAGAAAUUGAUUAUUGGUAUUAAAAG
This is a messenger RNA of Schizosaccharomyces japonicus yFS275, 3353 nucleotides long. Its product is annotated as cofilin/tropomyosin family protein. The coding region runs from base 153 to 578 and encodes 141 amino acids. NCBI's taxonomy places the organism in Eukaryota, Fungi, Ascomycota, Schizosaccharomycetes, Schizosaccharomycetales, Schizosaccharomycetaceae. Gene Ontology annotation, biological process: actin filament debranching. The record is from RefSeq and is a predicted model, not a curated record. Gene Ontology annotation, molecular function: Arp2/3 complex binding; actin binding. The transcript has a single exon. Gene Ontology annotation, cellular component: actin cortical patch; cytoplasm; nucleus.